ACAGCCAGUUACUUUGUAGUUUCACUCAGAAAAACAUAUGGAAACAUUUAUACCCAUUGAUUUUACAACUGAAAAUCAAGAGAUGGACAAGGAGGAAACCAACACAAAACCAAGACUUUUAAAAUAUGAAGAGAAAAAAUACGAAGAUAUAAAACCAUUAGAGACUCAACCAACUGAAAUAGCAGAAAAGGAAACAUUGGAAUAUAAAACAGUUAAAGCAUUCACUGAAUCUUUGAAGUCAGAGAAAACAGAAGAUUACCUUAAAGAAAAUAUAACUCAACAACAUAUGGUUUCUCCAGAACCAGCUUCGCUUAGGGAGAAAGGGAAGUCAUGGAGAAAAAAGGAUCAAACUCAUGCUUGUCCAAAAGUUAGGAAAGCCAGGCCUGUGUCAUAUGAUAGAACAGAACCAAAAGAUGAUGAUGUGAUAAGAAAUAUUAUUAGGUUACGAGAAAAGCUUGGUUGGCAAACUGUAUUACCGCAGCACAGUUUGAAAUAUGGAAGUUCCAAAAUUGCAGUUCAGAAGAUUACUUUAAAGAAACCUUUGGAAGAUGAUGGAGAAUUUGUAUAUUGCCUUCCUCGGAAAAGUCCUAAAGCCCUUUACAAUCCGUAUGAUCUUCAGGCAGUAUCGGCUCAUACCGCUAAACAUUGCAAAGAAUUUUGGGUUAUUACUGCUUCAUUUAUCUCAAAGGUCACUAAUAUCGUUGGUAGUAUAGAGGAAGUAGAACUCAUACCUACUUUGGAAUGGCUAUCAGAAAGAAGACAUUACUAUUUAUUACGUCAAUUCAAGAUAUUUUCUGAUUUCCGAAUGAAUAAAGCAUUUGUCACCUGGAAAUUGAAUGUUAAAAGAAUUAAGACAGAGAAGAGCAGGUCAUUUUUGUACCACCAUCUUUUUUUGGCUGAUGACUUAUUUCAAGCCUGUUUGCUUUAUAUAAGAGGACUUUGUGAAGAUGCAAUUAAUCUCAAAAAUUAUAAUGACCAUGAAAAUAAUCUAUCUGCCAUAUGCCUUGUAAAGCUGGAUAGUUCUCGAACAUAUUCUCUAGAUGAAUUUUGUGAAGAGCAGUUACAGCAAGCUACCCAGGCAUUGAAACAACUUGAGGACAUCAGGGAUAAGGCAAUUUCAGAGAUGAAAAGUACUUUUCUAAAGGUUGCAGAAAAGAAUGAAAUCAAAAGGUAUUUUGAGUCAAAACUCUCUGAAGAUGACACAACACAUUUCAAGUUGCCUAAAUAUAGACGUUUAUUAGAAACAUUUUUCAAGUUUGUAAUGCUGAUUGACUACAUAUUUCAGGAACUCAUUCGUCAACUUAUGAACACUGCAGUCACACUACUUUUGGAAUUAUUUAAUGGUUCUGCUGGAAUGCCAUUUUCAGUGGAAAAAAAGAAUGAAAAUCUCAUCAGGUAA
Molecule: messenger RNA, 1399 nt
Organism: Chlorocebus sabaeus (green monkey)
Lineage: Eukaryota; Metazoa; Chordata; Mammalia; Primates; Cercopithecidae
Source: RefSeq, a predicted model, not a curated record